This is a messenger RNA of Brassica oleracea var. oleracea, 1001 nucleotides long. RefSeq names its product DNA-3-methyladenine glycosylase. Gene Ontology annotation, biological process: base-excision repair. Bases 86 to 871 code for a protein of 261 amino acids. The transcript has 6 exons. Gene Ontology annotation, molecular function: alkylbase DNA N-glycosylase activity; DNA binding. Lineage: Eukaryota; Viridiplantae; Streptophyta; Magnoliopsida; Brassicales; Brassicaceae. The record is from RefSeq and is a predicted model, not a curated record.
GUCACCCGCCAAAUAACAAAACGAAGAAAAGUCAAAAAGUCGAACACAUUAGAAAAAGUCAAAAAUCAUUUGGUUCUGUCCGUCAAUGAAAACGCCGCCUCGUGGAUCGAAGCGGGUUGAUCAGGAAUCGGAUCUACCCAAGGUUACAACUCCAGUGGCUCUACGUGCAGCACGAGAGAAGAAGCACUGUUCCAAGGCUCGGGCGGUUCGGGUCAGACCCGAGUACCCACUGACCCGCAUUUCCCCCGAGAUGAAGCUUAUGCCUCCUGAGUUCUUUCAAAUCGACGCGCUUGAUCUAGCUCCGCGUCUGCUCGGGAAGUUCCUGAGGAGAGACGAUGUUGUCCUACGGAUCACAGAGGUAGAAGCUUAUAGACCAAAUGACUCAGCUUGCCAUGGACGUUCCGGGGUUACCCCACGGACCGCACCUAUUUUUGGACCAGGAGGACAUGCCUAUGUUUAUCUUUGUUACGGUCUUCAUAUGAUGCUCAAUAUUGUUGCUGAUAAGGAUGGAGUUGGAGCCGCUGUUUUGAUACGGUCUUGUUCUCCUGUUACCGGGCUGGAGACCAUACAGGAGCGCCGUGGCCAGAAAAUCGACAAACCCCUUCUUUUAAAUGGACCAGGAAAGGUGGGGCAAGCGCUUGGACUUUCAACACAGUGGUCUCAUCAUCCCCUCUAUUCUCCUGCAGGAGGAUUGGAGGUUCUGGAUGGAGGAGAAGAUGUGGAGAAAGUAUUGGUUGGUCCUCGAGUCGGGAUAGAUUAUGCAUUGCCUGAACAUGUCAAUGCCUUGUGGAGAUUUGCCAUUGCAAACACUCCAUGGAUAAGUGCUCCUAAGAACACUCUUAAGCCUCUAACUUCAACCCACAGCUCUUAGUUUCACCUCUUGUAUUCAGACAUCUGAUUGUGUACGUACACUUCUUGGUAUUUGUUUAGUGUUUAUACUGUUUUGUUAACAAUUAUUAAUUUGGUUGUAUACACUGAAGAAGAAAAUCAAUUGGGGCAAA